Messenger RNA from Postia placenta MAD-698-R-SB12, 2601 nucleotides. RefSeq lists its product as hypothetical. NCBI's taxonomy places the organism in Eukaryota, Fungi, Basidiomycota, Agaricomycetes, Polyporales, Adustoporiaceae. The record is from RefSeq and is a predicted model, not a curated record. The transcript is spliced from 4 exons. The coding region runs from base 1 to 2601 and encodes 866 amino acids.
AUGUCUUUCGAUCACCAAGUUCAACUUCUACUCUCAUUGUCGGUUCUCAUUACCCAGCGCCUGCUUAAGCCUGUACUACCUGGCCAUUCUAUUGAACUACCUUCCCUCUUAUUCUGCAUGCGGGAGGCUUUACAGGACCCAGAGAAGAUACCUUUAAAGGCAAAAAAUCUAAGGCUCUCGGAUGCGUUGUCGAAAAUAGACAAGACCCAAUUCAUUGACGCCUAUGUGCAAUCGCAGAAGCCUUACCUGGCUACAUAUGCUAAAGAGGGCCCCCUUCCAGAUGUGACGCCUAAGGAUCAGUCGCCUCCCCUUGUUUCUACUGAAGGUGAUCGUCAAGCAGGGCCAACCCUGAAGUCAGGAUUCGACACGCCAAUUCUCAAACCACGCGUCCCGUUAAAGGAACCCAAAAAAGACAAGGUGCUGCAUAAGGCACCACUACCUGUGAAGUCAUCUCGCAAGAAGGAAGAAGAAAACAAGGAGAACAAGAUCCGCUCGCAGAGGACACGCGAUACUAGACAUUCUUCGAGUCCUGCCAAGCAACGCGGCGGACCGGCCCUGAAACAACAGACACUCGAUAAAUUCAAGCCGUUAAAGAAGACGAUUGCGCGCAAGGACCACAUAGUCUCCAAGAAGCGCGCAAGAGACUCUGACACUUCUGACGGAGAACGCGCCACGCGCCUCGCUGAACGCCGUGAGCGAAGGAGGAAGAAACGCGCGGUUAUCCAGCCAAAGAGCAAGGACAGCGAGGAAGCACCCGACGUUUGCGCAUCUGACAAUGACAAGACUGACGAGAAGAAGUCUCAGAAGAAAAAGGGCGUCAGUAUGUCGACUGGCCUUGCUCUGAUGCACGGCUUCACAGCAAAUAACAUUGGCAAGAACAGGCUAACGAUCGUUCCAGAGCAGAGGGGAGUAUUCAGCAAGGGAAGAGCCUCGGCUAAUAUGACCGUAAAGACAACGUCCGUCAAACGAAUGCAAGCCUUUUCUGAAUCGCAAUUCCUGAGCAAGUCAAAACCCAAAUCUCCCGCUAAAGGUGAAGACGAUAACCCCUCCAGUUACUCCGGGGCAUCAAAUGAGAACCGCGGUAUAUCGCGGAAGCGGACAAAAAAGCAAGAUGCUCGUGCAGAGUGUUCUGAUGCUUCUUCCAUUGUCGAAGCCGCCGGUGAUAGCUCUUCUCUCAUUAACGAAGAGCAUCCCUGUAUUGCACCAGCUCCAGGAUCACCUGCACGCAAACUCAGGACAGUAGAAUCUGUCGUUUGGGAUAUUGAAUUAGAGGGUAACGAAUUGCGUCCUGACCCUCCUGCAUCCGAGCACUUGGUGGCGAAUUCGGAAUCUGCUGUAGUGCUGAAUACGCGCUCGCGGGAUUGGCAAGUCAAGAAGAUAGUUCACGCUACUGACAUCGUCAGUGAUGCGCAUUCGGAACCGGAUGACGGAGACGAUGACAUGGACUCGGACACUCCAACCAGUCUAAUAUACUCUAUCGGCCCUUCACAAUCAGCUUCUCAGGCUGGUCAACAGCUCAGGACGAUGAAGCAUACUGCCUCGAAGUUCUUCAAUCACCCCACGAACGACAUAGCUCAUCCUCUCGCCAACCACAUCGGCGUCGCGACUCUGUCUGAUGGUCCUCAGUCUAUCACAGGGACACGUCUAAUGGAUGUACACGGAUCAUUCAUUUCACCCAGUCAAGCUGAACCUGCAGGUAGUACGAUGUCGCUACCUCAACAAAGUGAAGAUCUAGUAGCCUCUGCGGACACUGUUCGCGCCUCUGCUGUCGCGCAGUCUCCUGCUUCUUAUAUGUCUACUGAUUCCCUCGAACGCGAGCUGCAAGCACUGGACUCAGGCUCCCGGACCGCCGGCCAUACAACCGGAACUCUGCCUUGUGCUAUGCGCCGAACAUGGAAACAGGCUUAUAGUUAUACUGGCUAUACCUUUGCUGUGCCUUCUGCCUAUUUUGAUGGCUUGGACGAUUCGUGGAGGGAUCCGCUCGAUUACAAUUCAUUUGCCUCUGCUCAUUCGCUAUCUGAAGAUCAACACACGGGUCCUGAGUCUUGUGUCUUGCCAGCGGGCGAGGAUUGUGUAAUGCAAGACGCCCAUGAAUCCGAAGAUUGGGCUAUCGACCUAUCCAACGGUGCACCCAUACGUCAGGAACACGCUCUGACAUACCAGGCGCCGUACUACCUCAACUCGCUCGAUGCCGAUCAAGGACUUGUGUAUGAAGGAAUUGGCUACACAGGGGAUCUUCUUUCACGACUUUCUUCUGACGAGGACCCACUUGAACCCGACGAUGGACCCGCUGGCCAGCAUUACCCCGACGACAACCCCGCAUUCGACACCCUACCCGAGAGUAUUGACUGCCUGUCUAGAUCUUGCACACCAUUGUCUUGCGGCGGCCUGUCUUCAGAUAUUGGCAGUGAUCUUCCCUCAAACAACAAGUCUAUCGUUGAUUCAAUGCCGCACUUUUCUCAAGGUCGUGCUUUGCUCAUGGGUCUGGCGGAACGAUCGAGUGGGUCGGAGGUAGCCCCGGCAGUGCCCUAUGUCCUAUCAAGCGCCGAGGAGCAAGUAGCUAAAUCGCUGCGUGGCCACUGGUUACCGCACAAGCUAUGA